Molecule: messenger RNA, 2655 nt
Organism: Lodderomyces jiufengensis
Lineage: Eukaryota; Fungi; Ascomycota; Pichiomycetes; Serinales; Debaryomycetaceae
Gene: RPG1A
Product: translation initiation factor eIF3 subunit a
Exons: 1
Coding region: 1-2655 (884 amino acids)
Biological process (GO): formation of cytoplasmic translation initiation complex; translation reinitiation
Cellular component (GO): eukaryotic translation initiation factor 3 complex, eIF3e; eukaryotic translation initiation factor 3 complex, eIF3m; multi-eIF complex
Molecular function (GO): mRNA binding; translation initiation factor activity
Source: RefSeq, a predicted model, not a curated record
AUGGCUCCAGCUCAUAAGAGUCAUAAUUUUCGUCCUGAAAAUGUUUUAAAACGUGCUGAAGAUUUAAUUGCCGUUGGACAAAAAGAAGCAGCAUUAGAUACUUUAUAUGAAUUAAUUACAUCUAAAAGAAUUCGUUAUUUACAAGUCGAAGAUUUAGAACCUAUUGCAAUUUUAUUAAUUGAAUUAGCAGUUGAAUUAAGAAAAGGUAAAUUAGCAAAAGAUGCAUUACAUCAAUAUAAAAAAAAUAUUCAAUUAUCAGAAAAUGGUUUAGAAUCUGUUCAAACUAUUGUUCGUAAAUUUAUUGGAUUAGCUGAAAAAAAAUUAGAUGAAGCUCAAGCAAAAGCAGAUAUUAAAAUUGAUCAAGAUGAAACUGCUGAAGAUGAUUUAGAAACUGCUCAAACUCCUGAAACUAUUUUAUUAAGUGCUGUUUCAAAUACUGACACAGCUGAUAGAACAGAAAGAGAAUUAGUUACUCCAUGGUUAAGAUUCUUAUGGGAAGCUUUAAGAGCUGUACUAGAUAUUUUAAGAAACAACUCAAAAUUAGAAGUUACUUAUUCAGCUAUUGUAAAUCAAGCAUUUAAAUUUUGUCUUAAUUUCAAAAGAAAAGCUGAAUUUAGAAGAUUAUGUGAAUUAUUAAGAGUUCACAUGCAAUCAGUUACAACUCAAACUAAAACAUCAACUAAUAAUGCUAUUGAUUUAUCAGAUAGUGAUACUGUUCAACGUUAUUUAGAACAAAGAUUUGCACAAUUGAAUAUUUCAGUUAAAUUAGAAUUAUGGCAAGAAUCUUUUAGAUCAGUUGAUGACGUUCAUACAUUAAUAACCGCAUCCAAAAAAUCACCAAAACCAAAUAUGAUGGCCAAUUAUUAUGAAAAUUUAGCAAGAAUUUUUGCAGUUUCAGAUAAUUCUUUGUUCCAUGCUGCUGCUUGGAAUAAAUUUUUUAACUUGUAUUCACAGUCACCAUUAGCAACAGAUGAAGAAUUAAAAAAAUUUGCGUCUAUUUUAGUCUUAUCAACAUUAGCAAUUCCACAAACAGCUAUUAAUGAUGUUGAUGAACAUAGAACUAAAAAUUCAAAAUUAUCAUCAUUAUUAAAUUUAACUCAAGUUCCAACCAAAGAAGGUUUAAUCAAAUCAGUUGUAUCAAGAGGUAUAUUGAAAUAUGUUGAUGGACCAGUCAAAUCAUUAUUCGACUUAUUAGAAUCCAAUGAAUUUCAUCCAUUAUCAGUCAAAAAAGAUGUUUCUCAAAUUUUCAAAUCAAUUGAAGCAGACAGUGAAUUAAAAAGAUAUAUCCCAACUUUAACUGAAGUCAUUUUGAUCAGAAUUUUCCAACAAGUCUCACAAGUAUAUGAAACCGUUAAAUUAGAGUUUUUAAUAUCAUUAGGUAUAUUUGAAGGUUUAGAUUAUUCAUUAAAUGAAUUAGAAGUUGAAAACUUAAUUGUAAAUGCUGUUAAAGAUGAUUUAAUUUCAUUAAGUAUUGAUCAUGACGCCGGUGUUGUUUCAUUUAAAUCAAAUCCAUUCGAUGAAAUCUCAAGCACUUUUGCUAACAACUUACAAAUAUCACCAGCUGAAUUAGUUCGUACACAAAUUAGUAAAUUAGCCGCCACAUUGGCUGAAACUGUACAAAUUAUCGAUCCAAAUUAUGAAUCACGCAGAAGACAAGCACAAGAAUACGCUCAACAACGUGCUUUGAAAGAUUUUGUUGUUGAACAAAAAUCUAUUGCUAGUAGAGCCAAAAUAAUUGAAGAACGUAAAAUAGCAGCUGAAAAAUUAAGACGUGAAGAAGAAGAAUUACAAGCAAGAUUGAAACAAGAAAAACAAGCUGCUGAUCAAAAAGCAGAACAAGAAAGAUUAGUUCAAGAACAAGAACGUAAAAAGAUGGAGAAAUUACAAAAAGAACGUGAUUUAAUUCAAGAAAAUGAAAAACGUAAAAUUGCUGAAGAAAUUAAUGCUAAAGGUAUCAUUAAAGUUGAUUUAGAUAAUUUAAAAGAUUUAGAUACUUCUAAAUUACAAAUGAUGCAAGUUGAACAAUUAAAUAAAGAUAAAAAGGAAUUAGAAGAAAAAUUAAGAGUAACAUCUAAAAAAGCUGAUUAUUUAGAAAGAGCAUUUAGAAAAUAUGAAUUAAAAUUAUUAGAAGCUGAUUCAGAUAAACAAAGAGGAUUAGAAUUUGAUAAUUAUGAAACUGUUAAAAAUUCCAAAAUUCAAAAAGCUAAAAAGGACUUUGAUGAUUCUGUUGCAUUAAAAGAUCGUUUACAACGUAUAUUACCAGAUUAUAACAAAUUCAAAUCACAAAUUGAUGCUAAGAAUGCAGUUAAAGUAGCUAAAUUAAAAGAAGAAGCUCAAGCUAAAUUUGAACAAGCUAAACAAGAAAGAAUUGAAAAAGUCAAAAAACAAAGAAUUGAAGAAUUAAAAAUAAGAAAAGAAAGAGAAAGAAAAGCUCAAGCAGAAGAAGCAGCAAGAAAAGCUCAAGCUGCUGAACAUGCUAAAUUAAAGGAAGAAUUGAGAAAACAAAGAGAAAAAGAUGAAGAAUUACAAAGACAAAGAGAUGAAAUUGCUGCUCAAGCUGCUGCUGCUCAAGCCGCUGAAGAAAAAGCAAAACAAGCAAAACCCAUGUCAUUCGCAGAAAAAAUGAGAUUAAAGAGAGAAGGUAAAUUGCCAUAA